UGCCGAGUGUUCCUCCUAGCGUGUACUUGGUAGUCAACAUUGAUACUGCCAUCAUUCAUGAGUUCGAUCCUGGUGAUAAGGUCCAUCAUCCCAGUUAAAUUCUCCUGGCAUUCUGAUUCAACUAGUUGUCAUCAAAGCGCCAGAAUGUCCAACAGCAUAGGGCGACGCCUGAAGGCAGUGUGGAAGAGCCUUGGAAUUGACUUCGAAGUGGCAUGUCUAAUGUUCAAAGGAUCUGUCCCGGUUGCCAUUUCACUGGCCAUCUAUCAAAGCACGGCUGUGUCAGAGGUGUACUCGUCUUUGGGAUUUCUGGUUUCCAUCAUCGCAGUUGUCACUGUCAACCUCUUACCACGUGCAGAGUUGAUCCAGAUGACCUUUACUAUAUGCGCCUUUACAGCCAUCGCCAUUUCUUCCAUGAUGCUCGCUACCUGGUCCGGGCUGCAGGCUCGUUUUCAUACUGACCCGCAAGGACUGCAUUCUUAUAACCUAAGACCGUAUAUCGUAGAAUUCCUAAGAAGAAGAAGUCUCGAGGCACGAUACCCAGCCCUUCUUAUCCCCACGAUUCUGUACAACAUCUUCGUCAUCGUCCAGCUCACUUCUUGUUCCCGCUUCGAGACCUGGGCGCAAUGCUGGGAUCUGAUCUACCUCACGACAAAAUGCUAUUACACCGGAAUUGCCAUCUCCUUCGUGUCAGGCAUCAUCAUCUAUCCUGUCUCUUGCCGAACAGAAAUGUUCAAGGUACAAAAGAAGUACCUUCAUGGAGUACGUGAUGUGCUUGAAGAGACUAGAUCAUAUCUCGCCAAUCUGCAAAAGGCUCCGACCUUUUUCCCUGUUCUGACACAUGGUGUGAAGCUUGACGAGCCAGAAAAGAUGCAAGCGGUCCGAGAUGGUACAGCGAUGAUACAGAAAAUGGCGGAAGUAAAGGCGGCUUAUACGAAGAUGCGCCACGAACUCGCCAUGGCGAAAAGGGAGAUUGCAUGGGGGAAACAAAGAGCAAGGGACUUUACUGCCAUCAGUGAUCUAUGUCGCAAAGUUCUCAUGCCCCUGUAA
This is a messenger RNA of Aureobasidium pullulans EXF-150, 1047 nucleotides long. RefSeq lists its product as uncharacterized. The record is from RefSeq and is a predicted model, not a curated record. Lineage: Eukaryota; Fungi; Ascomycota; Dothideomycetes; Dothideales; Saccotheciaceae. Bases 58 to 1047 code for a protein of 329 amino acids. The transcript has 4 exons.